Messenger RNA from Penaeus vannamei (Pacific white shrimp), 532 nucleotides. The record is from RefSeq and is a predicted model, not a curated record. NCBI's taxonomy places the organism in Eukaryota, Metazoa, Arthropoda, Malacostraca, Decapoda, Penaeidae.
GAAUGGCUCUGGACGCCCCGCACCCCCCUGGACAUGCCACCGAUUUACGAAGAAGCAGCGCGCGCUAAGUCAGCCCUUCUUCAUUAUGUUGCUGAAGAGGAUCUCGACGCUGGGAUCCUCACGCCCGUGCAGUGCUUCCCCCUCCAGACGCUGGUGUGGGCGGCACUCGGUAGAAGGGCGCGGGUGGACCUCAUGGUAAUUCACACGAUGGGCAGCGAGUAUAAGAUUCUCAAUACACUCACAUAUAUGGAUAUGUUGAUUCUGAUGCUCGUGGUGAAGAUCUCGACGGAAGUGGAACGGAAAUUCGUCCAGGAGACCGCGCAGUCGUUGGGCUUCCUCCCUUACACCAACGUUCCUCCUGAGGCAAAAAAUUUCCUCUUUUUCAUAAAUGAGAAAGUCGAUCUGGUUCAAGGGAAAGCUUAAAUGGAUUCCUAUUACUAUUUACGCUAUUUCAAAAGUUAAUUGAAAAAGUAUUUGCUUAGCAAGACUGUACUUAAAUACUGCGCAAUUCACAUAAAGAAAUACGUGAAAU